AGCACGGCCUUCGGAGAUGUCCGUGUCCGACUUCGGAGCCAUCACGUGAUGAUGAAGACGAUUUCCAACUGAUUGCAAAUCGCGAAGGUGCGAUUACAAUACUCUACCGACCGCGCGACCGACGUGACGACACUUAUACACAUCAAAAUAUAUAAAACACAGCUUCGGCACAUCGAAAUUCUCCAAUUCACACACACACGGAAGAAACUACAACAUACCUACCAAGAUGGAUCCCGCUCAAUACACCUAUCCGUCUCCGCUCGCCGGCUGGGAAGAUCACACCCCGCUACCGACCGGCUACAACGCCGACGGCAAAUCGCUCCAGGCGCCCUCGGACCCGUCGACUUCGCCCACCUCGCCGUCGUACACCGCCUUCCCAUCUCCGAUCACGAACGGCUCGCGCGGGGGCUUCGACAUUCACAUCUACUACAACAAUGCGUCAGCGUCGCAAACGCUGUUCGCGCAACAACUGCACACGCGCAUCCGCCUCGAGUUCCCGGAGCUGCGCGUGUACCGCUUCUGGGACCGCCCGAUCGGCCCGCACACCAUGGCCAUGUUCGAGGUCAACUUGUUCACCCCGGCGCAGUUCGGCGCGUUCGUCGGCUGGCUCGUGAUCAAUCGCGGCCCGCUGAGCGCGCUGGUACAUCCGAAUACUGAUGAUGAGCUGAGGGAUCACACUCAGAGGGCUACGUGGUUGGGUGAGCGCGUUAUUGUCGAUACCACGCUGUUUUAUGAGAUGUUGAAGGGGAAGGAUGUGAGGGAGGCGAUUCUUGCGGAGGCGAGGAAAAGCGACGAUGCGGCGAACGCGUAGUAGGGACAGGGGGGUGGAUAGCACUAGGAGGGCUUCGGAAUUCUAUAAUCGAUGAUGACCAAUGUUUAUUACUCGAUGAUAUUUGGG
Messenger RNA from Tricharina praecox, 898 nucleotides. RefSeq names its product DOPA-like domain-containing protein. NCBI's taxonomy places the organism in Eukaryota, Fungi, Ascomycota, Pezizomycetes, Pezizales, Pyronemataceae. The record is from RefSeq and is a predicted model, not a curated record. The coding region runs from base 227 to 811 and encodes 194 amino acids. The transcript has 2 exons.